UAACCUUGACAUACAGAGGAAGGGAGAGAGAAGUGGAGCACAAAUAGGUAUGUGGCACCUCCACACACCUGAGAUGUGGGAACCACAUUUUUACUGAUUGCCAUAGCCAUCUCUGCCAGUUUUGCACAAAAGUAAUUCAACGUCUCGUUCUACCUCACGUCUUCUCCAUAUUGGGCUUUGCCCACAAGAGUUGAAGAUACUGUUCAGUGACGGACAAAUCAGACAUCAGACGAAUCAGGGUGACUGAUCCUUCCUGUUGGCACCAUGGCAGAAAAUAAUUAUAGUUGGUGGAAGUUCACCUUCCUCCGAAAGAAAAAAUCAACUCCAAAGGUAUUGUAUGAAAGUCCAGAUAUUUAUGGAGUGGCCAAUGAUGAGAGUGUACAAGAGGGCACGCCAGCAGAUGGGAGCAGUGGAAGCCACAAUGAGCAAGAAUUCAAUGCCCGGCUAGAGAAAAUUGUGGACAAAAGUACCAAAGGGAAACAUGUCAAAGUUUCCAAUUCUGGACGCUUCAAAGAAAAGAAGAAAAUCAGGGCUACUUUGCCCGAAAACCCCAAUUUCUUUUCUGAUGGGGAACGGGAUGAAAAAUAAUGGCCAAGUGAAGGAGAUGCUUUUCAUAAGCCCGUUUUUGAGGACAUUUCUCAGCUGAAGAGAAGCUGAUGUUGACUCAUCAGGUUCAUUACAUUUGCUAAUGAAGUUAACGAGGGAGCCAUCUGAAACUUUAGGAUCGGGUCCUGAUUUUCAUGUGAAGUUUCUCCAAAGGAUGAACAUUACAUUAUGUUUUAUUUUGUUUUCCUCUUUUUUAAUUUAAGAAAUAAACAAUGCAAGAUUUGCAUUAAACACAAGCUUAUGAGGGACUUAUAAAUGAGAAAGGAAUAUUGACAGGUAGAGCACAGAAAAGGGAGCAUACAUAGUACUGCUAAAUUCAGAUCAAUUACGCCUCCUUAGCUACCUUGUAAACAUUCUAAUCGGAGUAAAUAGAAAGUGUUUGUUUUGUGUCUCAGGCCUGCCCAGCUCUUAGCACACUUGGACAGCUGCUCUGAUAGGCCUCAUUGGUACUGGCACCUGCUUUCGUCUUCCCUCCUCCCUGCCGUAAGAUUUCUUGCAACAGCGAUUGAAUUUGACUAUCACUGAAAAUUAUCCAAACAUUCACCUUAUAUGAUUUUAUUCUAUGUCAUGAUAGAAAAUUUAGAUGGGAAAUGUUUUUAUAGAUUAAGUUGCUUCUUAUAGGUGAGCUUUGGUGGCCUCUUAGAUAUCAACAACUAGGGCCAAUCUGAUGUCAGUACAUGAAAAGAUUCUACAGCCGUUCAUACAAAUCUUUAUUUUUAAGAAACUUGAAAACAAUCUGAUAAUUACCAGCAGUCAGCAUGAGCUGUCAAAAACAGAUCUUGCCAAAUGAACUUAAUCAAAGGUUUGUUUGGAUAGAAUCCUUAGAUUGAGGGAAUGCUGGAGAUGUAGUUUAACUUCAUUGCAGAAAAGCACUUUACAAAACAGCCCAUAUUCUGCUUAGCAUGCUACUUGAGUUUGAGCGGGAUAGGUGGCUACAUACCUGACUCAAAAAUUGAGGUCAGAGUACUAAUAAGUGGUUCCUUAUCAAAUUAGAGUAAGGUACUGUAGGAAGAAAAAUCCGGUCCGAUUCAAAGCCAGGAGAAAGUCGCUGGAAAUUAAAUGGAGUCUGACUGGCUUCAAGGAAAGAAGGUUUAUUUGGUUUCCAGAAACUUCAGUGACAACAGCAAUGUUUCUCGCUUGUCCAACCCCUUGGCUGGGUGAAUGGAUGGAUCUUUAUAGGGUUCUGGGAUGUUGUGAUUAAGAUGCUCUAGGCUAGGGGGAUUGUGCAAUGUAGUAUUUUUUUGCUAUUCUAAUGGUGGUGGGUUAAUCCUAAAGGUCAUGUCCUGUCUUUAGAAUUUGGAUGUGGGGUGUAAAUUCUUAAUCCCUUCAGAUGUAAGGGCAGAAGGCAUUUUGUUUAUGAAUAGAUUGACCCAGUCUUCCUUCAUAGAUACAAAAAUCCAUCGCUUAAAAACUUGAGGCUAUUAAGAAAGACUGGAGUUAUUUUCUGCCUUUGUUAAGAUUUAUUUUUCCUGAAUUUCUCCUUUGGAGAAAUAUCAUAUUCUGCCUCAUUUUAAUAUUAAGAAUAAAUAAUAUUUUAAUCUGGGGAGGGAGGGCUUCCUACAGUACAUGUGAGUGGAGGUAAUAUCCUAGAUCCUGAAUUCUGAAACAUUUUUAUUACUUGGAUAAAGACAUGAAACUUUCCUGAAUUUGCUGAUGAUAUAAAACUGGAUAGGAUAUCUUUCAGAACAGAAAUAAAAUUUAGUAGUUUUUAUAAAAGAAACGGGAUAAAAUAUCAAUAUUAUUUAAUAGAGAUUAUUGCAAAAUUAUUUUCUAAGGAAGCAGAAAUUCUAUGGAUAAAUUGCAGUAUUAAUAAAUUGUAAACUGAAUAUGGGAUUUGGAUUGAGAGUCAUUCAAUGUCUGCUUCAAAAUUUUGCUAAACUGAAACAAAUAAUGUGAUGUGCUUGAAGGGAAGAAAAUCAAAACCAAAAGGCAAAUAUAAUUUUAGGUAGCAUAUACAGAAAUACAGUUUUAAAAUAAAAAUUCUACUUGCACUUUGUUCUGCAUUUGAUAUGCCCACUCUACCUUGAAUACCAUGACUACUUAUGGCUUCUGAUUCAGGCAAUCUUUAACAUUUUAAAGCAUAACAAUGAGAGUAACAGGUAACUGGCAAGAGAUAUAUAAUCCUUGAUUUUUAAACUAUUGGACAUGUAGACUUCAGCUCCCGGAAUGGACUUCACAUAUUUGUGAAGUCCAUACACCAUGAAGUUGCCAAGUUUGAAAAACACUGGGUUAAAUGAAGAGGGAUGGUUAUUUCUGAGAAGAAACCAACAAGAGCUAUGGUCAUGUUUUUCAAAUACUUGACAGGAUAUAACAUUGAAUAGAGCACUGAAUAAUGUAUUUAAAUUACAGGAACAGAUUAUUAUUGAAUAUGUAUGAGAGGAAAAUUACUUCUGAAUUGUAAGUGCUUUUUGACAGUGGAACCAUUAAUCAGAGAAGUAGUGCCUCCCCUUUGUUGGAUGUGUUCAGGUGAAGAUCAGAUGAAGAUUAGAGAAAAUCAUCUAUAAUUGGAACAAUGGACUACAACCUGUUGGCUUAAUAGCACCUACUAUAGUAUGGCUCUUGAACUUGAUAGGUGGACAGCAUCACUUUACUAAUUUAGCAAAAAGCAAAGGAGAUUCUUCUAGUGAUUUUGAGCAUAGUCUUUAACUUAUGACAUACUAUAUAAUGAAGCCUGUUCAUAAUGGUUGUAAGUCAUGACAGUCAUUUAGUGGGUUGAUCAUUUAACCAAUACAAAUUUACAACUUUUUUGUGGCAAUCAUUAAACAAACAUCAUGGUCAUUAAAUAAAUCAAUGGUUUGCCAUGGGCCAAGUUUUAUAAAAACCCAGAAAUAAAUGAGGGUGGAGGUUCUUUCUUGAGGGUUGGUUUCUGAACUUUUCG
This is a messenger RNA of Thamnophis elegans (Western terrestrial garter snake), 3484 nucleotides long. RefSeq names its product proline rich 15 like (gene PRR15L). Bases 265 to 588 code for a protein of 107 amino acids. The transcript is spliced from 2 exons. Lineage: Eukaryota; Metazoa; Chordata; Lepidosauria; Squamata; Natricidae. The record is from RefSeq and is a predicted model, not a curated record.